Molecule: messenger RNA, 3519 nt
Organism: Triplophysa rosa
Lineage: Eukaryota; Metazoa; Chordata; Actinopteri; Cypriniformes; Nemacheilidae
Product: probable G-protein coupled receptor
Exons: 2
Coding region: 301-1611 (436 amino acids)
Biological process (GO): G protein-coupled receptor signaling pathway
Cellular component (GO): plasma membrane; endosome; signaling receptor complex
Molecular function (GO): G protein-coupled receptor activity
Source: RefSeq, a predicted model, not a curated record
CACACUGUAACAGCAGCGUUUUAUUUCACUCUGUUUAGAACGGGAAAAACAGUUGUGUGAUGGAUUGUACAGCGCGAAAUCUGACAUUUAUUUUUAAAGGCUGACGAAAGAUAGAAAAGAAACAAAUGGAUCGCUGCAAUUUGCUAAAUGGAAUAUUGAAACGUGCACGCUUUCCAGCCAUUUCAAGUCAGACUCAGAGCUAACCUUUGACCUCCAGACAAGGACUCGUAUAUUACCGAUUGGUUGAAAAUGGAGAAACCCCUGGUUCUGUUUCGUGUCGUGUGCGCCACGCUGUAAACAAUGGAUGCGUCUGGAUUACCUCCAUCAACGGAGCUUAAUGAAACUGGACUUAAUGAGACACUGAGCCGUGGCCACCCAGAACACCUGGCUCCCAGCAUGCAGCUGGGCACCAUGUCCAAUCCUCAAUCACGUUUACGAGACACGUCGGUCCUCGUCGUCAUGGUGACCCUUAAUGCGGUAGCGCUGCUGGCAAACAUCUGCAUCCUAGCCGUCGUUUUAAAAGUUCCCCAUCUUCGCAAGUUUAGUUUAGUGGGUCACCUGUGCAUCGUGGACUUGUUGUGUGCCGCCCUGCUCAUGCCUCUGGGCAUCGUCUGCGGCUCACCAUUUUUCGCUGGCGUGGUGUUUUCAGUACUCGAAUGCCGGCUUUACGUGUUCCUCAAUGCCUUUCUCAUAUCUGCCUCUAUUUUUACUGUAACAGUGAUAAGUAUUGAACGUUAUUUCUAUAUUGUACAUCCCAUGAGAUACGAGGCCAGGCUGACCCCGUGGGUCUCGGCCGCCGUGAUGGGUCUGGUCUGGGUGGUCUCCACUUUGCUCGGACUGGCUACCGUCUUUGGGUGGUCCAAUUACGGCAGCAGAAGCUCCAUCGCCGCCACCCAUUGCUCUCUACAUUGGAGCCACAGUGGACAUCGACGGAUGUUCGCUAUUCUUUUCUGCGCCGUUUGCUUUUGCGUACCAUCUGCUAUCAUACUUGCCGUCUACGCCAAUGUCUAUAAGGUCGCCCACACGGCUGCCAGGGACAGGGGGCCGAUCCCUAGCUGGCCGAUGCCGACCCCGCACCCAAAGCGUCGUUCCGAUUCGGUCAACAGCCAGACCACCAUCAUCACCACCAGCACCAGCGUCCGUAGAAACCAAGUCCCCCGCAGAAAGAAGAGAACGCUGGUGGGCUGGAAAGCGGCCAUCACCUUGGCCAUUAUCGUGGGCCACUUUCUGCUUUGUUGGCUGCCUUACUUUGCUUUUCAUCUGCAUCUGUCUUUGGGGGUUUCUCAUAGUGAUUUCGAUGAAGCAGAGGGUUUAGUCACCUGGCUGGCGUACUCGACGUUUGCAUUGAACCCGUUUUUUUAUGGACUGCUGAACCGUCAGAUCAGGGAGGAGUUGUGUAAGAUGCUGUUGUGUUGUCGAUCGCCCCGUAGGCCGAUGCAGGGCGCAGCGUCCGGUCACGAGCGUUCAGGCCAGGAGGGCGUCUUUCAUUUUUUUCACAGGAACAGGGGUGAGGAGGGAAAUAGAUGCAGCUACCAUAUGGUCACGCCGAGGAGUACAAUGGAGCAAAACAGCUUUUGGAUACCGGGACAAAUAGCAGAAGAAGUCACUUAAACAUUAAAUCAGGAAUUAACGGCUCCAUUCUUAAGUCAAAAAAGCAUAAACUUUCUUUUCUUCAUAUUUUCCUAACUGUUGAAACAAAUGUUUUUUUGAGAGAAUACAUUUUAAAACUCAUUGCUUACAGCAACAAACAGCAAACAACAAAUGUCUUCAAACAAUUACAAAGUUUUUCAAUGGUGAUUUUACAUUUACAUUUAUUCAUUUGGCAGACGCUUUUAUCCAAAGCGACUUACAAGAGCAUAUAAACAUUUUGUCAACACGCUAGACAGUCCCAUAAAUUUACAAGACCAUGCUAGACCAACAAGAUUUUUUUCCACACAAGACAUAGACAGCUAUUGGUUAAACAUUAGAUACAGUACAUUGUGUACAUUAUUACGUUAUAUACAUUAAAGGGACAGUUCAACCAAAAAUGAAAAUUCUGUCAUGAAUUACUCCCUCUCUAGUUAUUCCAAACCUGUUCUUUGUUUGGUUGAACACAGAGAAUGAUAUUUGGACGAAUGCUUGGAACCAAACAGUUCUUGGACCCCAUUGACUCCCACAGUAGGAAAAAUGACAAUGGUAGUCAAAAGUGCCCCAGAACUGUUUGUUGUCCUACAUUCUUCAAAAUAUCUUCUUUUGUGUUCAACAGAACAAAGAAAUGUUGGUAGUCAAUGGGGUCCAAGAACUGUCUGGUUAUAAGCAUUCUUCCAAAUAUCUUUCUCUGUGUUCAUCAGAACAAAGACAUUUAUACAGAUUUGGAACAACUGGAAGGUGAGUAAUUGAGUCUUUCUUUUAUGGGUGAACUGUCCCUUUAACAUCUAGCUGAUCUUGAACAGCAUUGUAUCAAAUGAAGGGACCAUACUGUUUUUUAUUGAAAUUGAUAUUAUUUUGGGUAAAAUACCAGUUUACAAUUUAUUUGAUGAAUAUUACAAUAUUAACUUGUGACUGGAAAAACAAUCCAUCUGCUGUGCAGGUCUAACAUGGGAAAAAAUGAGCAGGCAAUGAACAACCUCAUACAAAGAAAUAUUGCACUGUUUAAGCAAACUAUCUGUACAUACGGUAUUUAUUUCUAAAGGUGUAUUUUAAUUUCUGAAAUCAGCUUUUUGCUGUAUUUAUUCUAUUGUACAGCAUAUGUUGAGUUAUGUUGUGUUUACAGCUCAUUGGUUGGUCAUCUACUGACUGUUGGCAGCAUGGUUGGCACAGUCAUGUCCAUUGUCUGUGAAAUAUCUUCGCCCUUAUUUUCAAAGUACGUACAGUAUAUGGAGUCACCCAUUACAUCACAUUUAAUUGUUCUUUGUUUAUUUGCAAGUGGAACAGUAUUACCAGCAUUGUCUAUUGUAUUAUUGGAGAUGCCAAUAAUAAAACUGUCACGGCUUUGAGAGGAAGAACCCAAGUGCAGGCAGGCGGUGGUGAAGGGGUUAACAACAAACUUUAAUAAACGCAACAAAACAGAAAACAAAAGCCCACAAUGGGGAAAAACAGGACACGAUCACUUAACAAGAACUCAAAACAAACACUUCCCGCGAGGGGGCAAAAUAAACAAUAAUCCUAAACACGACACAACGUCCAAAACAAGGCAAGAUAAUCCACGGAUAAUUACAUGACAAGGCAUGAGGAACACGAGCAUAACAUGAGGAAUCUAUAAACCAGUAAGCACGAAGAUAACUCUUUGACAAGGCACCAGAAACAUGAGUAUCACAUGGAGAGAUUACAAAACGAUUCAGCACAAGACAGCAAACACACGAGCAUUAAAUAGGGAGACUGACAAAGGAAAUAACAAUGGGCAGGUGAGGGUAAUGAGACACAGCAGGAAAGCUAUACGGGGAACGAGAGGGGCGGGGCCAAAGACGAGACACGAGAAAGCACAUGGCAUGUCAAUGGUAAACAAUAGGCUUGUUCGACUUGAUGCGGCGCCGAAGAUCC